Molecule: messenger RNA, 5787 nt
Organism: Oncorhynchus masou masou (cherry salmon)
Lineage: Eukaryota; Metazoa; Chordata; Actinopteri; Salmoniformes; Salmonidae
Product: pappalysin-1-like
Exons: 22
Coding region: 862-5784 (1640 amino acids)
Biological process (GO): cell surface receptor signaling pathway; proteolysis
Molecular function (GO): protein binding; metalloendopeptidase activity
Source: RefSeq, a predicted model, not a curated record
AAAUGGAAUUUCCGCCAGUGAGUACCGGUCUGACUUCCCACUUCGGCAAAAAAAUACAUUUAAAAAGCCCGGAACGUUCGAAACAUGAUUUCCACGCUCUAAAAAAGACCUGAGAAAUCGCUUUAAAGCGGACGCCCAGUGCUGACUCUCUCUCCGAGUGUCUCUGCUUCAAGCAAAUGAAUGAGGAUCGCGAUGCUUAUUACUUUUGCAGCUCUCUCUCGCCUUACAAGAUAAUGUUGUGCAUUUCAACUUUUGAAUAUCAAAAAGCAAGUCAAGGAAUGUUUGUUUUUUUCUUUAAUAAAAUAAUGACAGGUCGGUUUAUUAGGACUUUUAUUUAGAAUGUAAUAUGUGGCAUUUUGCAUACUGUCUUACUUUACUGGUGGGAUAAGAAAACAAAACGGGGUAACAAGCGUUUGGCGGACAACUGUGGGUUUCUGCGACUAAACUAACUCAUACAAUCCAAUGAGUGAUGGGGGGCAUGAUCAACCGGAUCCCCUCUGAUUGAUUACUUAUUAGUCAUCCCUUUGGCUUAAUGAGACCCAUUGAAAAGGCACAGUAGAACACCUGCAUGAAUCAAACAUUCCUGAAUCUCUCCAGAAGAGUCUUACUUUUGCUUAAACGCGGGCAAGGAAAGGGGGUCGUGGCUUAACAUUAGCCAAUAAGGGGGAUAUUACAGUAUCGCUUCAUGGGUUUAUUUAGACUGAUUCUACGGUUUGACAAGCAGCUGUAAAGAAAAAAAAACAGAAAGAGAAACUCGGGAAGAUUUUAUAGAGGAGCAUUGUGGACCUAGGAAUUUUAUUCUUAUCUAAUUUAUAUCUAUCCAUUGCUCUUUAUAUAUUUUUAUCACUCCUUCUCCUGAAAAUGAAACUUUGGACUUUUCCCUGGCUGCCUUGCCUGGUGAUACUCAUCUUAUGUUUUGGAUCAGAGUGCGGGACUGUCCGGAGAAAGGGGAGAUCCAAAAGGGACUUGGUGCGUAUCAGGGAGGCGAGAGCCACCUUCCCAGGGGCUUGUGCCACACGUCUGCCGCGGGGCAAACGCUCCUUGCCCGGCAUGGAACGACGGGUUCCUCGCCAGCGUCGGCGCUCCUCUCAGGCGGAGGAGAACUCUCCAAGUCGGGUGAAAGCUGUUUAUUUUACCGGCAGGGGAGACCAACUUCGGCUUAAACCGGGCGUGGAGAUACCGAGAGGGAAUUUUACUCUGGAGAUGUGGAUCAAACCAGAGGGAGGUCAACGAUCUCCUACGGUGAUUGCAGGUCUGUACGAUAAGUGUUUCUACGCCUCCAGCGACCGGGGUUGGCUGCUGGGCAUCCGGGCAGUCAGCGAGCAGGGCAACCGUGACCCACGCUUCUUCUUCUCCCUAAAGACGGACCGUGCCCACAAGGUCACCUCCGUCCACUCCAACGCCCGUUACCUGCCCAACACCUGGGCCCACCUGGCAGUCACCUACGACGGCCUCUAUAUGAAGCUCUACGUCAACGGCGCUCAGGUGGGCGUCAGCCGUGAACAGUCGGGCAACGUCUUCAGCCAUCUGACCAAGAAGUGCAAGGUGCUGAUGGUGGGCGGGAACGCUCUGAACCAUAACUACCGGGGGACUGUGGAGAGGGUAAGUCUGUGGAGGGAGGCCCGGGGACAGAGGCAGAUAAUCAGGGACAUGCAGGGUCACGAAAAUCCUCAAGAUGCUCCUCUGCUGGUGAUCAGGGAGACCUUUGAACACCCUGCCCGGAAGUGGCUGACGGUGAAGGAUGGGAGCUUCCCCCAGCCAGAGGAGGGUUGCAGCAGGGUGGGGCAGGCUGGAGUAGGGGUAGGAGAAGGUGGAACUGGAGGGUCUCUGGACACUACCCUGGAACCCCCGCCCUGUGGUCAAACUGUCUGCGACAACGUGGAAGUGGUGACCAACUACAACCGCACCUGGACCUUCCGGAAAUCCAAGACGGUGCGUUACCGUGUGGUCAACGUGUGGGACGACGCUCAGCGCCGGCCCACCGUCACGCCUCGUCAGAUCCACCUGCAGCACCAGCAACUCAACAACGCCUUCGCCGUCUAUAACAUCACCUGGGAGCUGAGCGUCCACAACGUCACCAACUCCUCGCUGCGCCACCGUCUGGUCCUGGCCAACUGUGACAUCAGCAAAGUGGGUGACGAGGCGUGCGACCCAGAGUGCAACCACACGCUGACGGGUUUAGACGCGGGUGACUGUAUUAGGCACCGUAGCCACUGCCCUCAGUCCAAGCAGGGCAACGGGGUGUGCGACCCCGAGUGUAAUUGGGACAACUUCUUCUACGACAACGGAGACUGCUGUAACCCCAAUGUGACGGAUGUGACCAAGACCUGCUUCAACCGCUCCUCUCCACACAGAGCCUAUUUGGAUGUAAAGGAGCUGAAAGAGAUCCUGAAUCUGGAUGGCUCCACUCACCUGAACGUCUUCUUUGCCAACUCGUCUGAUGAAGACCUGGCUGGAGUCGCUACUUGGCCGUGGGACAAAGAAGCAUUAACACAUUUGGGUGGCAUUGUUCUGAAUCCCUCCUUCUACGGCACAUUUGGUCACAACCACACCAUGAUCCAUGAGAUCGGCCACAGUCUCGGGCUGUACCACGUGUUCCGGGGGAUCUCAGAGAUUGAGUCCUGUAACGAUGCAUGUCUGGAGACUGAGCCCUCGUUGGAGACAGGAGAUCUGUGUGAAGACACUAACCCCACGCCCAAGUACAAGCACUGCAGAGACCCUGAGCCUGGCAACGACACCUGCGGGCGUCGCCACUUCACAAACACACCGUACAACAACUACAUGAGCUACGCAGAUGACGACUGUACGAACUCUUUCACCUCCAACCAAGUUGCCCGGAUGCACUGCUACCUGGACCUGAUCUACCAGACGUGGCAGCCCGAUCCCAAGCCACCCCCUGUGCCCAUGGCACCCCAAGUGGUGGAGCAAGAGCAUGCCGCCAUUACCCUGGAGUGGUUCCCGCCUAUUUCUGGCCACUUCUACGACAGAGAAGUGGGAUCAGUGUGUGAUAAAUGCACAGAGGGCCGGGUACUGAUGCAGUAUGCAUCCAACUCCUCGUCCCCUCGACCCUGCGCCCCCUCUGGACACUGGAGCCCCCGCGAGGCCGAAGGACCUCCAGACGUGGAGCAGGCAUGUGAGCCCAGCGUGCGUACCUGGAGCCCCAACGCCGGCAUCGAGCAGUGGGUUGUGGGGCUGUCUGAGUGCCCCCUGCAGGGUUGCAUGCUCCAGCUGGAGUUCCCCCACCCACUAGUACCCGACUCCCUCACCGUGUGGGUUACCUUCUUCAGCCCCGAGGAGAUGGCCCUUCCCGCCAUCCACAACAUCCUGCUCCUGACCGUCAGUGGAAACAACCUCUCGUUGGGUCCUAGUAACGUGUUCUGCGAUGCGCCGCUCACGCUGAAGCUGGACGUGGAGGAGGAGGUGUACGGCGUGCAGUUCUUCACCAUGGAGCAGCAUCUGGAGAUUGAUGCCACCCUACUGGCGUCCAAGCCCGACUGCCCGCUGUGCCGCCACUGCAAGCCACUCAUCCACCGACUGCUGCGUCAGCCGCCAUUCUCCCGUACCCCCCAUGGCGUGCUGUUGAACAACCCUGCCAGGCGAUACACUGACAGGGACGUGGUACCAGGCAGUGUGUACACCUACCAGGUCCAAACCAUCUCCGGCCGCAGUGAAAGCGAACCGUCUCCACCCCUCACCCAUCAGCUCGGGGCACCAUACUGCGGAGACGGGCGCAUCCAGAGGGCCCAGGGAGAGGAGUGUGAUGAUAUGAACUCCAUGAAUGGAGACGGCUGCUCCAGCCAGUGUGUGAAGGAGCCCUUCUUCAACUGUGUCGAGGAGCCCAGUAUGUGUUACUUCUAUGACGGUGACGGAGUGUGUGAGGACUUUGAGCGGGAGACCAGCGUGAGGGACUGUGGUCUGUACACCCCCAGUGGGUUCCUGGACCAAUGGGCCACAACCGUACUGGUGUCCCACCAGGAGAGUCUCUACUGCCCAGCCGAGGUGGCCGCCGGCUACCCUGCCGUCACUAAAACAUGCCAGUCCAAGGUAUUUGACCUUUCUGACGGAGUGUCCCAGUACGCCUGGUUCCCCUGCAGAGAGGCCCUGCAGUCCUCCAGAUACCCUCAGUACUGGCUCAAGGCCAACUUCUCCCACCCCAUGGUGGCUGCUGCUGUGAUAAUCCACCUAGCUGCAGAUGGUACGGGCUACAUCGACCAGACGCAGUGCAACAUCACUGUUAAACUGGUGGACACCAAGGAGGUCAUCCACAGCUUAGGCGAUUGGCGUCUGAGCUGCAGGACCAACCCCCUGGUAAUCCCAGUGAGCCAUGACCUGAGUGUGGCCUUCUACCACACCAAGUCCAUCCUGGUCGAGUUCCGCUCCCACCUGGUAGCCAUCUCUGGCGUGGGCCUGCGCUCCUUCCAGUUCUUUGACCCAAUCACCAUCAGCGGGUGCCAGAGCAACGAGAUCUACAACCCAAUGGGUCAGAGCUGUGUCCAUUACUCGUGUGAGGCCAUCGACUGCCAGGAUCCGCUGAUCCGCAAUGCAGAGCUCAAGUGCAGCAGUCUGGGCUUCUUCAACGGAGCUCGCUGCACCAUCACCUGUAACUCUGGCUACGUCCUGCAGGUCCACAGAGACGAUGACAUCAUCAAGACUCAGUCGGACUCAACAGUGACCAUCACCUGUGCAGAUGGAAAGUGGAAUAAGCAGGUGUCGUGUGAGCCAGUAGACUGUGGCCUACCAGACAAGUACCACGUCCACCCAGCCCACUUUAACUUCCCUGAGGGAACUACUUAUGGCAAGAGGAGUACCUUCCAGUGCAGGGAGCCUGCCCAGCUUGUAGGCUCUAACAACACCCUGACGUGUCUGGAGGAUGGUCUGUGGUCGUUCCCCGAAGCGCUGUGUGAGCUGCGCUGUCCGGCAUCGCCCCAUGUGCCCAACGCCAUGCUGCAGACCAAGCGCUGCAACGACACAGGCCUCAAAGUGGGCUCCCUCUGCAAGUACAAGUGCAAGCCGGGCUAUCACGUCACCAACAAGCCCAAAAGGCGAGCAUUUAAGCGUCAGUGCACGGAGGACGGCAGCUGGCUGGAAGGGGCGUGCGAACCGGUGACCUGUGACCCUCCGCCCGCCAUCUUCCACGGCAUGUACCAGUGCACCGACGGCUUCCGCUUCGACAGCACCUGCUGGAUCAACUGCCCCAGAGCCAACCACACGGUGAGACCGCUGCACGCCGCUCCAUGCAAGCAGGGGCCUAGCACCAAUGUGAUCCGUUGUAGGAAGGACGGCAACUGGACUGGCUCCUUCAAGCUCUGUCCUCAGAGCAAGGGACAGUGCUCUCUACCUCAAAACCUUAACCCCAGCAUACGAGUCAGCUGCAAGAAGGGACAUGGAAUAGGUGAGGAGUGUGAGCUGACGUGCAGGGACAAUAACAGCGACGUGGUGAUCCUGCUUAGCAACAUGACCGCAGACAGCAUGCGCAAGGAGCACUGGAGAAACCCACCCAAAGUCAAGAAUAUAGUGUGUACAAUGGGACUGAAGUGGUAUCCACAUCCAGAGAUGCUCCACUGCAUCAAAAGAUGUGAUCCGUUCAUCGGAGACAAUUACUGUGACUCGGUCAACAACAGAGCCUUCUGUAACUACGAUGGAGGGGACUGCUGCCACUCCACCGUCAAGACCAAGAAGGUAAUCCCGUUCCCCAUGUCCUGUGACAUACGGGAAGACUGUGCCUGCCGAGACCCCAAAGCUGCAGAGAACAGGAAAGAAGAGCACGUCCACUCCCUGGGGUGACAC